UAAACUCACUUGCACUCACUUACGGCAUGUGUCUAACCCGGAAGUGUCAGAGUCACAGUUCGGCAGUUUAACAGAAAUCUCCUCGCACCAAAGGACUCCGAUGUGAAACAAAUACAAGGCAAAUGUGAAGGAGAUGUGUAAUGUCCUGUGCCCUCCGGACUAUGCUGCUCAGAGCCGCUCCUACCGCCGCCAAAGCCCGGUGCGAGGCCCCACGGAGUCCCUGUAAAUAGUCUCUUAUCUCAUUGCUAACAACAGAGCUAAGCUAGCGCCCCAGAACAGGCUCGGCCCGUUUGGGACCAUAAUUUGGGACAGCUCCGGGACAGCACGGCGCAGUCCGAUGCCGCAUUGGGCCCCGUGAGCAGCGAGCAUGUGGCUGCAGCAGAGACUGAAGGGACUGCCUGGCCUGCUGUCCAGUAGCUGGGCGCGGAGGCUUCUCGUUGGAUUGCUCCUCUUCCUCAUCUUCUACUGGUACCUGGGGGGCGAGCGCGGCUGGCCCAGACUACUGAGCGGCGGAGCAGUGCCAGGCGGAGCUCCGGGACAGUGUUUGCUCUCAGAGAUUCACAGGUGGAAAUCUGUGGUGGAGCGGGGUGAGGGGGUCUACACGUCUCCCCAGGAACCGCUAGACACACCGUUUGUAUCAGGAAAUGGCCACCUCCUCAUGGACUUAGACUCCAACAGGCUGUGGGUGUCUGCGUCAUCUGCAGCUGGCUCUGCUCCGGUGCACCAGACCCAGUACUCCCCUAGAGUGCGGGUGAGGCUGGAGGGGCAGAGGGCAGAGGCCAGGGCCAGUCUGCUGUGGUUCCGGAAGGGGGCCGUGCUGUCGGUGCGCUGCGUGUCCUCGGGCCCCGGGGACUGUGUCACUGUCAGGGAGGAGUUCAUGGCACACCGCAGCCUGCCCAACUUGCUAAUGCAGAGAAUCCACAUCAACAACCCCACAGAGCGCCCUGCCUCUGUGGAGCUGUCCUACCAGACCCCCACAGGGCAGUUCUCCAGCAGUGUUGAGAAGCUGGAGGACACAGAUGUGCUCCUGUCCUUGGGCCGUGUCCAGUUAGAGAAGAACCGCUUGGUGCUGGUGGUAGUAGUCUCCAGGAAGCUCAGUACCCGGAUCCAAGUAUCCGCCAAGUCUGAACACCGAGACAACAUCCUGUCUGUGGUGAGGACUUCUGAGCCAAUCGAGACCUCUAAGCUGGAGGAGACGUUCAGCGCACUCAGAGAGGGAGCCAAGAAGGAGCUGCUGGAGCUAAUGCGCCUCAGUGUGGACGAGCUGGUCCUGCACCACCAGCAGGCCUGGAUGGACCUGUUUAUCUCAGGUGUGGAGAUGAGGCGGAUCACAGACUCCCACACUCCCUCCAGUCGCACAGUAAACUCCACCCUGUACUACACCCUGAGUGCCAGCUCCGCCCCUCUGCUGGACCACCGUCUGGGCACAGAGGAGCGCUCGCGGCUGGAGUCUAGCCUCAACUAUGCAGACCACUGCUUUAGCGGGCACGCUACCAUGCACGCCGAGAAUCUGUGGCCCGAGCAUCUGAGCAGUGCAGCGCACAUCCUGCAGCUGGUUACGCUAUGGACCCUCACCUUGCAGAAGAGGGGCUGUAAGGUGCUAGUGGCAGCGGGGGCGCACGGGGUCAUGCAGGGCAUGGUGCUGAGCUUCGGAGGCCUGCAGUUCACAGAGAACCACCUGCAGUUUCAGGCCGACCCGGAUGUGCUCCACAACAGUUACGCCUUGCGGGGCAUCCACUACAACCAGGACCUGCUGAGCUUGGCUGUGCUGCUGGAUGUAGAGGGGAAGCCCUUCCUGCACGUGUCUGUGAAGCCCCAGGAGAAGCCAGUGAAGCUGUAUGCCUGUGAAGCAGGCUGCAUGAAUGAGCCCGUGGAGCUCACCUCAGAGCUGAAGGGACACACAUUCCCUGUGAUGGUAACCCAACCCAUCACCCCCCUGCUUUACAUCUCUACUGACCUGCGCCACCUACAGGACCUGCGCCACACACUGCACCUCAAGGCCAUUCUGGCUCACGAGGAGCACAUGGCAAACCGGUAUCCUGGUCUGCCCUUCCUGUUCUGGUUCAGUGUUGCCUCCCUCAUCACGCUCUUCCAUCUGUUCCUCUUCAAACUCAUAUACAAUGAGUACUGUGGCCCUGGGGCCAAACCGCUCUUCAGGAGUAAGGGGUCCAGCAGGAGCGAGGAGGGCUUCAAGGAGGUCAGGAUGUCUGUGUGAACAUGGCCCGUGGUCAGUGUCCUGACAGCCUGCACUGAUGUGGCACUGCUCCGUUCUCAGGCAGUGUGUUUGAAGAAAAGUCUAAUGAGAAUAUUAUGUAUGGAAGUCUCCCAUCAAUGACAGUUUGAAACUGUGAAAUCAUUUGUGAAAUAAAAGCCUAAUUCACUUUCAUUCUU
Molecule: messenger RNA, 2391 nt
Organism: Periophthalmus magnuspinnatus
Lineage: Eukaryota; Metazoa; Chordata; Actinopteri; Gobiiformes; Gobiidae
Product: KIAA2013 ortholog
Exons: 4
Coding region: 368-2215 (615 amino acids)
Source: RefSeq, a predicted model, not a curated record